GUUUGAAAUUUUCGGGUACUUCUUCCAUAUGUUCUUGGCAUCACUGAUAAGUUAGACUGUGCUUAAAAUUAAACAAACUGAAUAGCCCUGUUUAUUAUUCAAGCUUUCUGAAAGUGUAUGACGUUGCACUAUUUGUUAUUCAAUUUUGUCCUAUUGUUGAUUAAAAUACUCCAAAUGCCAAUUCCCACUUUCUCAAUAUAAAAGUAACACGAUCCAACACAAAAGACACCAUCGCAAUGAACACUGCCCUAAUUCUUCUGGCUCUGAUUGCUAAAUUGGCUGCUGAUCUAUAUGGAAAGGAAGCAUAUGAUAGGAUCGUUAAAGUACAUAACGAGUUGGGAAAUGAUGUGGCAUGUGGAAAAUACCAAAAUCACAGUGACUACCCCAAGGCUUCUCAGAUGAUGAUGAUGAAAUGGAACCAGUCUUUGGCCGAAGCUGUCGGAAAUGUCAAACAUUCUUGUCAGCAAUUAAAAGAGCGAUAUUUGAAAAAAUUCAUUAAAGGAGAGAACCUCUACAGAGUUUACUUUUAUAAUACGGUAGUAGAUGGCUUGCAAGAACGUGAUGAAAUUUUACGAAGAUCUGAAAAAGCAGUUAGUACAGGAGCUAAUUUUGAAGUUGAACGAUUUCAUAAGAUACUUCAUGACAAGGUGACUUCAAUCGGAUGUAGCUACAAGAACUGUGAAAAUGAUCAAGGUUAUGACAUGCGUUAUUUCAUAUGCAAGUAUAGUCCAAUAGAUAAUGGAGAUAUGUACCACGUAGGAGAGCCAUGCAGUCAGUGUCCAGUUGGUACCUCGUGCAAUCAAAAUGCGAAUUCGGAGUUUUUCAAUCUUUGCCAAUAA
This is a messenger RNA of Caenorhabditis elegans, 839 nucleotides long. It is a transcript of the gene scl-27, whose product is annotated as SCP domain-containing protein. Lineage: Eukaryota; Metazoa; Nematoda; Chromadorea; Rhabditida; Rhabditidae. The coding region runs from base 237 to 839 and encodes 200 amino acids. The record is from RefSeq and is marked reviewed. The transcript is spliced from 4 exons.